Messenger RNA from Morchella importuna, 1998 nucleotides. RefSeq lists its product as uncharacterized. The transcript has 3 exons. Bases 1 to 1998 code for a protein of 665 amino acids. The record is from RefSeq and is a predicted model, not a curated record. Lineage: Eukaryota; Fungi; Ascomycota; Pezizomycetes; Pezizales; Morchellaceae.
AUGGCUGAGCCUCCACCAUCACCUGCCCCAACACUCUUUCGCGACUCUUUCCAAUCUCCAGCUGAUCUUCCAAGCGGCUACAAUUCUUCCAACGACGACCACUUCUCAGACGCGCAAGAGGGCCGCGAGUCAGAAAUGAGCGACUCAGACACCACACCAUCCCCCACGAUACCCAUACCGCCCACAGAUAUGCCCAAGUUAGAUGAGACUUUUGGGACAGAGCCUUUCGAAGAUCUCUCGGACGACGACACAAGAGUGCCUGACGGUGCCGAGACCCCCAAGAAGCGUAGAUCAAUGAACAUUACCAUACCCGGAGCAUUCGGUGGAAGUGACUGCGAUGCCGAUGACGACAAUAACGUGGAAUCAACUCCCGAAACGCCAAGAUCAGGUGUUCCAGUCACUGUUUUAGAAAGAACCGACAACACUUCCAGUGACGGGAAAGUAACAGUGACAGAAACGCUGAAGGAGAGAUUAGCCGGUCUACAUCCCGAUGUAGACCGGUCUCCUAGUCCGAUACCUACGAUGGUCGUACAAAGAAUCGAGGAGGAUAAGCCAUAUCAUGGAGAGGUCCCUGGUACAGAAGCAUACGAGAAACGGGCAGCGGAUGCCCAACCGGAUAUUAUCGUACGAUGGAAUGAAGAGGAAGAUCGGAUCACAAGAAGAGUACAGACCCAGCGUGAGAAAAUCGAGAAGAUGGUCCAGGAUGGCGGGACGCCAGUUGUGGCCCCUUUACAUGGAAGGGCAAGAAGUGUGAGCCCAAGUGUGAAUAAAGGUGAAGAGGCAUUGUCGAACCCAAUGUACACACGAGCACGAAGUGCAAGCCCGAGUUUCGGGAAAAUGGAUUCCAUUGGGAAAAGAGAAGGGGCCAUGGCUGGCGACGAAAGCACUGUUGUUAUGAGUGGUGGCUUUUUGGAGAUGCCAGUAUCCAAAGCCUCACUUACAGUCGACCUCGAUGCAGCUGAGAACGACAUUCCUAAUACAUCUGCACUAUCCCCUACAUUUUCUACGGGCUUUGAGGAACAUACUGCCCCUCGGCGGCGAAAAUCGUCCGCGGCAUCACGUAAGAGUCGAAAGUCUGUCCCGCCAUCGCCAGUGACUCCUUCAGCAGACUUUGGGGAUUUCCGAGAGAAUGAAGAAGCAGAUGAUGAUUUUGGGGAUGACGAUUUCGACGAUUUCGGCGAAGUGGUAGAGGGGGAGGAAUUUGACGAUUUUGAGGGGUUUGGCGGAACUACCACCGAUUUUGAACCGGUACCCAUAGAAACUCCACAGCCCACCCAACAACCCCCUGCACCGUUAAAGCCGGUGAUUUCUGUUCCAGUACUCGACCACAAAGAGCUCGGUGGAGCGGAAGCAAUUAUCAAAGCUGUUUCCGAAUCAUUGGAGAUCAUGUUCCCGACAGGCAAGAAAACCAAGCUCGCGCCAGUAGAGGAUAGCUGUUUCCUCACGGAAAGAAGUUUAUCACUUUGGAAUCAACUUGUCGCUCCGCCACCUUUACAACCCCCUAACUGGAAAAUCUCUCGUAUCCGUCGUCUCUUCCUCGUUUCACUCGGUGUGCCUGUCGACCUUGAUGAAAUUCUCCCUGCAGAAACUAAACAGAAAAAGCUUGUCCUCCCAUCCAUCAAUACUCUCCGUCGUUCCUCGGGUGACGAUGGUCACAGGUCUCGUUCGAGCUCACAGUCAAGAUCAUCACGUCCUUCUUCACGUGCAAGGAAGGCUGCGGCGGAUGAUAAAAACAAGAAUGGAGGGAUUGGACCUGAAUCUCUUGACGUUCCGAGUGCCAGGAUAUUAUGUAGUACGAGCGACGUAGCAUUGAGUGGAUUGACAGUGGAAGAGCUUCAGGAGCAUGUGAAGGAAUUGGAGAAAGUAACACAGAUUGCCGGCGAGGUGCUUACAUAUUGGCUCAGGAAGCGCGAGAGUGCAAUUGGCGAUAAGGAGACUUUUGAAACGGUCAUCGAGAGUCUUGUGGGAUAUGCGAGAAAGAAGAGGCAGAAUGGUUAA